Messenger RNA from Rubroshorea leprosula, 2793 nucleotides. The record is from the annotation of a GenBank genome assembly. NCBI's taxonomy places the organism in Eukaryota, Viridiplantae, Streptophyta, Magnoliopsida, Malvales, Dipterocarpaceae.
ACCCCCGCCGUCGCCGGACGGCCACAAUAGACGAUGAGGAGAUUGCAGGAGCAUUUGCACAGCACAGAAAUGGAAGGACAAGAGGAGGGGAAGAACAAGAGAAGCCGCAAAAUGAAAAGCAAGUCUGAAUCUUCAUGGACUAUGAACAUCAACCUUCCCGCCGACCACAAUACAAUCUUCCCUCUAUUGCUCGCAGCAACGUUCUCCAACUCUGAAUCCUUAGUCAAGAAAUGCUUAACCAAGCUCCGCCGCUCUCCUCUCUUCCAAUCCCCUACCCAACUCAUGCCCAUCAUCUCUUUGAUCCCUGCCCUCCUCAACUCCAAAAGUGCUGCAAUUGCUAGUCGCAGUGCUGAGAUUGUGGGGGCGGCAUCACUGGUGUCUUUGGAGAUCAAUGAACAAAUUGCUUGUGAUUGUCAAACUGUGAAGGCUUUGGCUUCUCUGGUAAUCAAGUCCGAGAGGAAUGUUUCGGUGGCUGCAUGCAAUGCCCUUUUGGAUUUGUGUACGACUUCUGUAGGAAGACAGCGGCUGCUUCAUUUCUCUGCUUUGCAGACUCUUAUUUACUUCCAGUAUGAUUCACCAUACUCUAGCGAAGGUCUAGUCUCUAGACUUCUCCUUGUUUCUAGAUCAUCAUUUCCUGGAUUUUUGUGCACUCGUGAUCAUGGAAAUAUUUCCUCUCUCAAGUUGGGCAUUAAGGAUGAUGAACUUACAAUAUUACUUCAUGAUGUGGUGGUUGAUCUUAUCAAUACAUGCAACAUUAGGCAACUAGAAAAUAUUCCAAAGGAUCUCUCAGAAGAUCUUUUUCUCUUCUUGAAAAAACUUUGGUCAAAAGUUCACAAUCAAAUGUUAAAUGAAAAUGUUUUAGAAUGCUGUCAACUGAAGAACUUUUACCUGAGCAAUAUCACUAUCAAUAGUCUUGCUGAAAGCAUUUUUAGGCUUUCCAUAAUUGUCACACCACCUGCAGUUUAUUCACAUCAGACAGUUAAGAGAAACAUCUUUUGUUUCAGUGAUUUCACAUUCAAAGAUUUCAUAUUAAACCGUUGGGAAGUCUCUCCCUUUCUGCUAAGAGGGUCCUCUAGUGUUUUGUUGAAUGAGGAUGGCAUAUUCAGCUCAAUUUUUCAAUCUUUAAGUUGUGAAAAAUUGUUUCCAUCACUUGUUCCUUCUAUCCUUCAAGGGCAAAUUUCUUGUCUGCCUAUAGUUUCAGAUGAGUUAGACAUCUUUAAUUUCCUGAAGGAGGUUAGAAGUAAAUUGGGUUGUCCUCCAAUCUAUGAGCAGGAUAUACGGAUCGUAAAAACAGACAAGCACUCAAAAGACGAGGUGCAUUUUUUUCAAGAAAAUCCAGGCUCUUGUGGCGUCAAGGCUCCACAUUUUUUAUUGAUUCGUGAUAUUUUAAAAUGUCAAGAAGCAUGUAAAGAGGGAUAUACAAUUGCUAUGCGUGGCAUGGAAUUCCGUUCUGAGAAAGUUGCUGCCAUUGCAGAUGGAUUAGCUUCUCUCUUUGGUCAACCAUCAGCAGGGGCCAACAUUUACUUGACACCUCCCAAUUCUCAGGGCUUGGCUCGUCACUAUGAUGAUCACUGUGUGUUUGUGUGUCAGCUUUUUGGAAGUAAGCGAUGGAAAAUUUUUUCUCAGCCAAAUAUGCAGUUGCCUCAUUUGUAUGAUGCUCUUGACACCCACAGCAUUGAAACAGUUGAUAGUUCAAUGGCUGAAUGCAGUCAACUUUUGCUCAAUGAAGGCGAUAUCUUAUAUAUUCCAAGGGGUUUUCCUCAUGAAGCAUCUACAGAUGAUGGUGGACAUGAUGAACCUGCUGAAUUUUCAAUGCACCUAACACUUGGAAUUGAGGUUGAACCUCCAUUUGAGUGGGAGGGUUUUGUGCAUGUUGCACUGUUUAGCUGGAGCAAGACAGAACAUCAACAUUAUCCUGCUUCUUCUAGCUCUUUAUCUAGAAUUCUAGAUUUCAUGUCUGUCAAGUUGUUACAUGUUAGUAUUGGGUUACUUGGUGAUUCAGAUCCUACUUUCCGCAAAGCUUGCUUGGUUGCUGCAAUCUCUGAACCAUCAGACACCAAUAGCUGGCUUGAUCUAAACCAAAGAUCAACAUUCAGGAACUUAAUAGGAAAAAUUAGUUCAAAAGCAAGCUUUUCUGAAGCAAUCCAGAGUGUGGAAGCGGCUAUUCAGAAAAAUGAGGAUCCCUUUCAACGGAUAAGGUGGCUACAGUUUCUUAGCAAAGAGAGUGAAACUGUUGAAGAAAGUCAUUGGGAUGCACCCUUUAUGGCAGCUCAAAAGAUGUUUCCUCCGUAUGUUGAACACAGGGAGAAGGCAGAAUCUGAGUUCAUGCAUAUUAAAUCUAAAUUCUGUAGUGAGGUGCAAUACAAAGAUGUUAGUGGAGGCUACAUGGUACUGCAUGAGAAGUAUAAGAAGGUCAGAAAGCAAUACAUGAAUGGAAUGCUUUCACUGCAUUGUAACUGACUGUAAUACUCAUCUUUUUUCCCAUCACAGAGUUCAGAUCAGGUAGACAGUGAAAAUGUUCCAGGUUGGUUCUCUAUUCAACUAGCAUCUCCUUGGUUUUUUGGCUUCAAAAACUUUACAGCACGUGUAAGUCCAUUUGGAUUUGAAACACCCUCAUGAUGUUGAUUUGAUAGCCUAGCAUAUACAUGUCACUGCAUUGGGUAGGAAAAAAGAGUAGGUACAAUUGUGGGAGCAGAAGCUACUUCUAAACCUUUCGGCUUUUUGCUUCAUAAAUGAAUAGAAGACUUUUUUUCUGCAAUUAAUAACUCCGCCUAAUAAAUUGGUGAAUUCAGG